AACAUAUUCCAAUUUUCUUUAUUUCUUUUUCUUUUUUUCUUCUUGUAUUGCCAUGGGCCUAGGUUUUAAGUUUUCCACUAAAAAUAGAGGAUUUUAGAUUAUCUUUUCAUUAAUGUAACGCAUCUUCAUGUGUGGACAUGCUGAAAAGGGUAAACAAAGAAAACUGGCUUGCCUGGGAUGCUCUCAGCACUGAAGAGGCCACAUCUCGAGUACUGCGCUCAGUUUUGGACACCUCGCUACAAGAAAGACAUUGACCCAACCAAGAGCCAUGCUUCUUUCAUCUCGGCCUGCAGAGCAGCAGAACCACUUUAGAACACAAUGCUAUUUGAUUUGCAUGAAAAUAUUUCAACUUGUUGCGAGGCUCUGUAUUCCUGAUGCUUGCAGAGCGCUCUGCAGCUAUGAGUGUAGUAAUAAGGUUUAAGUGUCACGUGUUUCAAACACUUGCCUGUAUUUUAUCCUGUGCUCUAUACUAUUUGGCCAAGUAAUGCAUUCUCUUCUGUAUCUAUUUGCAUUGUAUUCAAAUUUUGAGAAGUGCUUCUUAAACAUCAGCCACUAGGUAGCCCAGUGCAUUGUUUUUCUUACAGGGAAGAAAAAUCUGUGUCUGGUAAUCUCAUCUGGAAAAUCAGAUUAAUGUGGGAGUCUUGUCUGCUGUAAAUUCAUUGGUCUGUCAGAGCCAAAUAAAGCGACAAACCCAUCUAACAGGCAAGAAGACUGGGAAUAUAUCAUUGGAUUCUGUGACCAGAUCAACAAAGAGCUUGAAGGGCCGCAGAUAGCUGUAAGACUCCUGGCUCAUAAGAUCCAGUCGCCGCAGGAAUGGGAGGCAGUCCAAGCCUUGACAGUGCUGGAAGCCUGUAUGAAAAAUUGUGGGAGAAGAUUUCAUAAUGAAGUAGGAAAGUUUCGCUUUUUGAAUGAAUUAAUAAAAGUUGUGUCUCCAAAGUAUCUAGGAGAUCGGAUCUCAGAGAAAGUGAAGACGAAAGUCAUUGAAUUACUAUAUAGCUGGACAGUGGCACUACCAGAAGAAUAUAAAAUCAAAGAUGCCUACUACAUGCUGAAGCGACAAGGGAUUGUAAUGUUUGAUCCUGUGAUUCCUGUGGACAAAAUCCUGAUUCCUUCUCCACCACCUCGUCCCAAAAACCCUGUGUUUGAUGAUGAAGAGAAAUCCAAGCUUCUAGCCAAACUACUGAAAAGCAAAAAUCCGGACGAUUUACAAGAGGCCAACAAGCUUAUUAAAUCCAUGGUAAAAGAGGAUGAGGCUCGGAUUCAGAAAGUGACAAAACGUAUGCACACGUUGGAGGAAGUAAAUAACAAUGUGAAACUGCUGAACGAGAUGUUGGUUCAUUAUAGCAAAGAGGACUCAUCAGAGGCUGAUAGAGAGCUCAUGAAGGAACUCUGUGAAAGGUGUGAAACCAAAAGACGGACAUUAUUCAAACUAGCCAGUGAGACGGAGGAUAAUGACAGCAGCUUGGGAGAUAUUCUGCAGGCCAGUGACAACUUAUCACGUGUGAUAAAUUCCUAUAAAAAAACAAUAGAGGGGCAAGUGAUCAAUGGUGAAGUGGAUCUCCAAGUGAUCUCAGGAGUGGAAGGGAGUAAGAACACCCUCAUUGACCUUGCUGGACUGGAUGUCACCAGCACCUCAACACCUCCAGUGGCACCCACCACCCUGACACCAGCCCCCACAGCAGCCCCAGUUCCAGCAGAAAUCCCUGUUCUCCCACCUCCUCCACAGACAUUUUCACAAUUGCGGAGCAGUUCCUUGAGCCAAGUGGAAGCUGCACCCACUCAGCAGAGCAGCACAGCUAAUUCUCUUUCCUUGCUGGAUGAGGAGCUUCUGUGUUUAGGCUUGAAUGACCCAGCUCCUGCAGCAGGGAAGGAGGCAUCAGAAAAAAACCAGUGGAGCAUGUUUGAGAAUGAGCAGCUGGACCUGGAUUUCUUCAAUCCAAAGACGGUGACUGUUGAUUGCAACCCUACAGGGAACCAUCUUCUCCAUCACACAUUGCAGACCACAUGUGGAACAUCAGUGACACUGCCUUCUGCUUUCACAGCCUCUCAGACUGCUCCCAGCAUGCCUGCACCAAACUCCAUACCAUUUGUGUUCUCUGCUGGGCUGGCUGCCCCUGUGGGGCCUUCCAAGACAAUUCCAGCUGCUCCUGGGUACUUAAGCUCAUCUGCAUUGGGACAACUCCUUGAAGAAUCCAAAGGGACUGCCACGCAAGGCAUGGCAACACCCUCAGUGUUACCUGGGGUUACUUUGCCAGCCUCUGUCACGUCUUCUGCGUUAAUGGCACCUGCUGGGCUGCCAGUCACUGCUCCAGGAACACCCCCAAUUCCUUUCCCAAACAGCUGCACUGCUGUCUCAGGGAGCUCUCUCUUCCAUCCAGCAUCAUUCCAGCAGCAAGACAGUCCUAUGAAAGCACCUGAAAUUUCUUUGGCCAACAUCCACGUUCCCUUGGAAUCUAUUAAACCUAGCAGUGCCCUCCCGGUGACAGCCUAUGACAAGAAUGGCUUCCGCAUCCUCUUGCACUUUGCCAAGGAGUGCCCACCAGGAAGGUCAGAUGUGCUGGUUGUGGUAGUCUCAAUGCUGAACACAGCACCCCUUCCUGUGAAGAACAUUGUGCUGCAGGCUGCUGUACCUAAGUCCAUGAAAGUGAAGUUGCAGCCACCCUCUGGCACAGAGCUGUCUCCAUUCAAUCCCAUCCAGCCGCCUGCUGCCAUCACCCAAAUCAUGCUUUUGGCAAAUCCUACAAAGGAGAAAGUGAGGCUAAGAUACAGACUGACCUUCACACUGGGAGACCAGCUUGCCACAGAGGUUGGUGAAGUGGAUCAGUUCCCUCCAGUGGAGCUGUGGGGGAAUUUAUGACCUUGGAACCUUGGACUUGAACCAGAGACUGUGACAGGACCCAGAAAGGAUCCCACAGGACUGAAAUGAAUGUGGCGGGGGAGGGACGCACAUGCUAUUCACUGGUGAUGUUAAGCUUUGUUUACAUGUCCUGCCCACUCUGCUUGUAGCUUUAGUCCAGAACGUUGCACACCAUGUUGAAGGGGUCCUGGGACAUCUAUGCCAAGUAUGAACUGAAGGCAGCUGGUGACACGUAGUGCUGGUUGCUUUUAUCUUGACCUCCAGGUGAAUGGUUCUGUAUUCCACUCUAUUAAACUUGAAGUUACUGUUUUUUGAGGGGAGACCUGUCAACAGGAGACUUAAGUUAGCGUGUUCCUGUACUGCUGUCCAGAGCUACAUACAUGCUGGUAAUGAUGCUACCCUGAGCUUCCUCAGUGCAGAGCCCUUACAUGUGUCCUCCCUUGGACUCUUACCUCCUCAGUGCCAGACUGGACCUGCUAAGCAUGUUAAGCAAUAAUGCUGGCUCCAUGAGGGAAUGCUUUUUUUAUUUUAUUUUAUUUUAUUUUUUAAACACUGAAGUGGCACUUUGCUCCCUCCAUCUGCUGCAUUUCCAGUGGCCAGUGUAAGCAGACCCCAGCUCUUGUGUGGUGUGACACCGCUGUAUCUUCAGUUAAUAUAUUUAUAUGUGGGCUGCCUCCUUGUUGUAUCCGUUUGGGGCAGCUCGGACUGUUUUGUAUGCAAAUGGCUGAACUGGUUAUUUUUUUGCAUUCAUCGCAUUCCGUAGUGUGGGGAAAAAAAGUGUGAUGAGGUGGUAAAGCCAAGCAAUGGAGCUGGAAAGUUGUUUUCAGCAUUAAUGGAGGGCAGCAGCUGGCAUGCAGAAGUGUCUUUACAGCCACUAACCCAAGGAUGGGGAGAGUGCCUCUCAGGUCCUCUCCUGCAGGCAGUGUUAUGUAGUUCAGUACUAAGAUUACUGUGAAAUACAAUGUGGAAAUAAUAGAGCUGUUGGAUAGCUGAACAGAAACAAGCGGGGAAUGGAAAGAAGACUGCUGUGGCGAUGCAUAUGCCCUGUUUUAAUAGUUCUCUAUACUAAGUGGCUUAGUGCAAUCAUCUCUUGAAGAGGGAGAGUUUUACUGGACAUCAGAACUCAGUGCUAGCAGGUGGUAGAGGAAUUGACUAGAAACUAGGUUUAAGUGACUGAAAGUUGAUUGCAGAAGCCCCUUCCUUCUCUCAAAGUUCAAUCUCAAGCAGUGCCUCAAAUAGCUUUGAGACACUGUUUUAGUGUUUGUUUUUAACAACCGCUGACAAAAGCACAGCUAGGAUGGACCCUUGGUCAAAGUGCUGCUGGAAUUAAUACAGGCUCUAAAACCAGAACUCAAAUACUGCUUGGAGUUAGUUAUGUUGUCUUUUCUGUGAUGAGAAAUAAAUACUAGAGAUGGAGAAACUGUGGAUUUAAAGGCCUGAAGGAUCAAAGGUAUCAGGCAAUUGUGGAAACUCUGAGGGGGAGGAAUCCAAAGCUUUGGCCAAGGACCUUGCUGUAUGCUGCUCUGAAGCUCAUGAGGACACAUCCUUGUCAGCUCCCUGACAAGGAGGGCAGGCAAAAGGGAGUUGCCUCUUUUAGAUUCCUACAGAAAGCAGCAAUUUUAAACUGAUGGACUGUGAUGGAGAACAAGGAAAGAAUUCUUUCUGCCUCAGAAAUGUUCUUGCCACUUCAGGCACGGUAGGCAUAGGGAUGGUAUUUAGGUUACUUAAGUCUGCCCAGGUGCUGUAAGCAUACCCUGAGGAAGCAGACUUCACUGCUUUAGAUGCCUGUACGUGAAUCUCACUGUGACUCUGAGGAAGUCAGAAGAGCACAGGUGCUUUCUGCAGAACAGCGUUGUUCUCACUGUUACUGGCAGUGCACUGCUGUGCUGUAAAGCCAAAUGCAAAGAUGCCAUAGUCUUGCUGCAUGGAAAAUGCAUUGUUACAAGCUUUGGAAAUUAAGCUAUGAAUGAGAGUUCCUUGUUAGUAGGUUGAGGUUCCUGCUUCACACCAAACAGCCAUUACUGUAAAUACAUCUAAAUACAUUUGUUUUGCUGCAUGUUAAAUAAAUUGGUUUCCCUACUUUUCUGUGGGGACAGCCCUUA
Tympanuchus pallidicinctus (lesser prairie-chicken) is the source of this 4959-nucleotide messenger RNA. RefSeq names its product golgi associated, gamma adaptin ear containing, ARF binding protein 3 (gene GGA3). The record is from RefSeq and is a predicted model, not a curated record. Gene Ontology annotation, biological process: vesicle-mediated transport; intracellular protein transport. Bases 854 to 2857 code for a protein of 667 amino acids. NCBI's taxonomy places the organism in Eukaryota, Metazoa, Chordata, Aves, Galliformes, Phasianidae. Gene Ontology annotation, cellular component: trans-Golgi network. Gene Ontology annotation, molecular function: small GTPase binding; phosphatidylinositol binding; ubiquitin binding. The transcript is spliced from 17 exons.